Alternaria alternata is the source of this 913-nucleotide messenger RNA. RefSeq names its product thymidylate kinase. Gene Ontology annotation, biological process: dTTP biosynthetic process; dTDP biosynthetic process; dUDP biosynthetic process. The transcript is spliced from 3 exons. Gene Ontology annotation, cellular component: cytosol; nucleus; cytoplasm. The coding region runs from base 92 to 769 and encodes 225 amino acids. NCBI's taxonomy places the organism in Eukaryota, Fungi, Ascomycota, Dothideomycetes, Pleosporales, Pleosporaceae. The record is from RefSeq and is a predicted model, not a curated record. Gene Ontology annotation, molecular function: ATP binding; dTMP kinase activity.
CGAGUGGCGAUUGAAGCCCCACCAACGCGUCGUUUCAAUCGCGCUUCAACCGCUGCAGGGUAACCACCCCUCACAUCACGUUUCCAGCACCAUGACGCGGGGAAAGCUCAUAGUUUUCGAAGGCCUAGAUCGGGCAGGCAAAUCGACUCAAUGCCAAAUGUUGGCUGAAGAUAUGCAGAAUGACGGGAUCAAGGUGCGGCAUAUGCGGUUUCCAGAUAGAACGACACCAAUCGGCCAAAUGAUCAACAGCUACUUGAGUGGUCAGAGCGAGCAAGACGACCAUGUCAUACAUCUCUUGUUCUCCGCGAAUCGGUGGGAAGCAGUACAAGGUUUUCUCAGCGUGCAUUGCAGACCUUCUAUACAAGCCGACCUCGAAGCUGGUACAACGAUCAUCGUAGAUCGUUACUACUACAGCGGCUGCGUGUACUCUGCUGCCAAAGAGAACCCCAGCAUGAGCCUCGAAUGGUGUCGAAAACCCGAAGUAGGACUUCCACGGCCUGACUUGUGUCUCUUCCUUGACAUAUCCGCCGAAGACGCAGCAAAGCGAGGCGGGUAUGGCACUGAGAAGUAUGAGAAGAAGGAGAUGCAGGACCGCGUACGAGGGCUGUUUGAGACAAUGAUGCAGAAGAAGGAGGGCGAGGACUUUGUGCGCAUCGAUGCGGGUGAGGGUAUGAAGGAUGUGGCGGCAAAGAUCAGACAAGAAGUCGAUAGGUGUAUUGAGCGGGUCGCCAAAGGCCAAAUGCCGUUGAGGACUGUGGAGGAGUGGUAAAUGCUCUCAACUGGUGUUGGAGCCUUGCGGCUUAUCCUCAUCGUCGUUGACAUUCUCGACCCACGUUUCAUCAAGGUCCUCGUCAAGGUUGACAUCAAGAUCAUCUAUAUCAGGAAACUCUUCCGCAUCAUCCUCGAUGGUUCC